UUGAGCCUAUAAAGAGAUAUGACAGAAUUGGUAUCUAAAUAAUCCGGAGGGUUACAUGUACUACUGUCUCUAACAAGUCUAUUACGGCGAUUUCGUUAAACCACAAACUAAAAAAAAUUCCCAAGUUGUAUGAAUUGUAAGGAACGUUUCUUAAUCCCAUGAUAGCAUCAUACAUAUGCCCACAGGUGUUCAAAACUAUAAAAAACUGUUAUUGUGCAUUCUUGUGGACUACAUUUUAAUCGAUCUAUUUUGGGAUGGUAGCUUAUCUCUGUUGAAGAGUCCAAGUCCUACAAACUCUUAUCUGACAUACUAGCGCAUAUUCGUAGGUCGAAAGCACCGAUAUUCCUCCUUGCGAUAAACCACAAAUAGAAAAAUGGCUAAAUGUUGGAUUUUUGCGAUGUUGAUUUUGAUUUUCGUGGUCCAAUGUAUUGUCGCGAACGAUUUGGAAAUGGAGGCAUGGAGAAAGAAUAUGGAGUCUCGUUUGUUGAAACUCGAGCGGGAAAAUGUUCAACUGAAGAUGAAAAACGAAGAACAGGACAAGACAAUAAAGUUAUUAAUUGAAGAGAACAAUCAGUUAAAGGAAGUGUUUAAUAAAGCACGUAUAAAUGCUGAACCACCAAUCUUAGUACCGGGAAACGAUAGUAGAACUUUACUGAACACUUCUGGGGCUCGGGGAGAAGUUUUGGAAUUAUCCACAGACAAAAAUAUUCAUAAAAGUAAAAGAAACGGACGUGAAAGACAGGAAAGGUUACUACAAUCGAACACUCCUCAUGAGGGGGUGGCGUUUUAUGCCUACAUCUCCUCCAUCCAUACGCCAGCCCUAGAGGCCAAACAUAUAAUCAUUUAUGACGUCGUCGUAACAAACCGGGGCAACGGUUACCACAGAGAUAACGGGAUUUUUAUCGUACCACAAACUGGCGUUUACGUUUUUACGUGGACUGUCGUUGUCCAGGAAGCUGAAUGGAUAGACCUUGAAAUUGUUCUGAAUGGCUCUCCUUUCGGGAGUAUCGUGGCUGACACGGUAAACACUGCGUCUGGUGACUGGGACUGCUCCACCGGCGUUACAGUUAAGGAGGUCAAUGCGGGGGACCACGUGUAUAUCCGAACUAUUGACCACAGGGCUGUUACGAUUAUCUACAGCGGAACAAAUGCACGGACUUCCUUUGCUGGCUGGCAGCUGCUUUAACUUUCACCUGCGUUACAUACGUGACUUUCUAAAUAAUCUUUCUAAAUAAUACCCUUAAAACUUCUAGUGGUGGUCAGUAACAAUAUUGUACUAACUAGGUAACAAUAUGGUUCAACAAAUCGGAUUAUAUGAUCCUAUCGGAAGUUCAGAGUUGACACGAAUUUUCUUGUUGAAUUCGGUACAUGAGUGAACUGUGAUUCUUGAUUUGCGAUACUGUAGCGUAUGUAGUAUAAAGCCAAUAGUUUUCAAUUUGCUUAACCCAUACAUUCUGCAAAUUUCGACUUAAAAACUUGUUGACCUUAAAA
Ostrea edulis (European flat oyster) is the source of this 1491-nucleotide messenger RNA. RefSeq names its product heavy metal-binding protein HIP-like. NCBI's taxonomy places the organism in Eukaryota, Metazoa, Mollusca, Bivalvia, Ostreida, Ostreidae. The transcript has 2 exons. Gene Ontology annotation, molecular function: protein binding. Bases 374 to 1186 code for a protein of 270 amino acids. The record is from RefSeq and is a predicted model, not a curated record.